Messenger RNA from Pleuronectes platessa (European plaice), 1766 nucleotides. It is a transcript of the gene litafd, whose product is annotated as Lipopolysaccharide-induced tumor necrosis factor-alpha factor homolog-like. The coding region runs from base 110 to 568 and encodes 152 amino acids. The transcript has 5 exons. Gene Ontology annotation, molecular function: zinc ion binding. The record is from RefSeq and is a predicted model, not a curated record. Lineage: Eukaryota; Metazoa; Chordata; Actinopteri; Pleuronectiformes; Pleuronectidae.
GUGGAUCUCUCACCUGCAGUCUGGAUCUACAUCAGCAGCAAACCACACACGUCCCUGAAUACAGCCGCCAACAAAUCACCGACCCAUCGCCGACACAUCGCCGAGCACAAUGAGUGCAGAAGGAAAGACAAAUCCCCCUCCCUACUUGAUACCAGUCGAGGGUCAGAACGAUGGAGUGACGGUUUACAAUCUGCACUCACCUUUCACCCCUCCCACCUCGCAGUCGGCCAGUGUCGCCGCUCCAGUGUACACGAGCGGCGGGGGAGGCAGCCUGGGCGCGGGCCCCGAACCCGGGGAUGGCAAAAGAAAGUUUGUGAGCUACGACACUGACCUGGGAGAGAACGCCGGCAUGACCACCUGCACUUCCUGUCAGCAGCAGGUCAUGACCAUUGUCACCUACAAGGCAGGGACGUACGCCUGGCUGAUGUGUUUACUCUUCAUCUGCUGUGGGUUAGUCCUGUGCUGCUGCCUGAUUCCAUUCUUCAUGAAAAACUUCAAGGACGCGUACCACACAUGCCCGCGCUGCAGCCGGAUCCUGCACGUGCACAAGAAGCAGUGCUGCAAAUGACGAGGUCGCAGAAGGUCCCACAGAAAUAAGGAAUGACAUCCUGCUCCGUCUGUCCGUGUUCUCUCUUUUCUAUGAAACCGAAAGGUCACCGCUCAGCUGCAGCUUAUUUCUAUGGAUGAGCAAAAUCUACAAUGAAUGUCUCUCACAUUACACCAUAUUAUUAGUAGCCAGACUCGGAGUGAUCACACUGUCACUUUAAAACACCUCGGGUGAGCAAACCAAACACACCCCAUGCACCUUUAUCUUUGGGAGCCGUUACCUUUUUGUCCCAUUUCCAGUAGAACAUUUUACAUUCUCUAUUUUCCACCUCAGGUAAAAUGAAGGCUUGUACAUAGACUUUAUCGAAUACUUCACGUGUACCUCAGGACUCCCACAGUCCGGAUGUGUACUUGAAGCUAUCGUCACGACUUCUGACUAAACAACAGCAGCGUAAAAACAAGCCAACACAAUAAAUUUGCGUUGAUGUUUUUUUGCAAGUUUGACUCAGAAGUGUAACGCUCCAAAGAAUAAAAUGUGGCUCACUUGUGUUGCAUUCAGAUUUUCUUCUGCCAUUAAUAAACUUGUAUUACUCUAAAGGGAUGAGGGGCAAUCUGAGCGAGCGUGAAGUUCGGGGCAUCUGCAAAUAUCAUUUUCCUGUUUUGUUUCGAUUCUUUGAAGCUUUUCCCCGGACGACGCUUUGUUCACGUGUUUUUUGUUUUUGUUAGAAUGUCGAGAGCAGAGUUAAAGCUAAAGAUGACGUUAUGAUGUGAUGUGUUCAUUGACUGUCAGUGUUGGUGGAGCCGCUCAUCAACACGCGUGUAAAGUGAAACUCUGGAAGGUUUUUGUCCCAAUCUAACGUUGACUCUGAUGAAAGUAUUGCAAUAUUUACACAUUUGCAGUUUUAUGAACUGGCGACGUAAGAAAUGAGUCGAAUCUAAAGAUUGAAUUCAAAUUCACCGUCUUCAACACCCGGUGUCGCCAAAUCUACCAGGACGGAAAAUCUUCUAGAUUUGUCAUUUUAAAAUGCUUUUUGGAUCUUCCUGCAUAAAUGUCUGAUUUUUUUGUCUUUCUGCUUCCUAAAUAUGAUAACAAUGUGAGAACGAGAGAGGAGGGAUAUUGUUGUGAAGGAUGUGACUUCUUUCACGUUGACUGCUGGAGGAAGAGUGGACUAUUGUUAUUUUGACAUUAUUUCUCUAAUAAAAAUAGAAUUAUAUGGAUA